UCAGAAGAAAUUGUAAAGUCAGAUUGGAGGAAGUUGAGAGAUUCCCAUCGUCAAGCUUUAUACAGAAGAAAAACAAAACGUGGCCAAAGGGAAAAAAAUCACUUUCCAUGGAAGUAUGAACGGGAAUGGAGUUUCUGCUCCCUACAAUGGGGCAUGGAGAAACCGACACAAACAUCCCUUCUCCAUCUGAAAAAAGUCGCGACAAAACAUUAGAAAAUGAGGAUGGAGAACACGAUGGUGACUAUGAAGAACAAGAUAUCCAUACCGAACCUUCAGCGGAACCCGGCCCAAGUUUUAAGCGGAAGAGAAGGAGAGUUAAAGCCAGAGGUGCAGGAAAUGUUAUCCAAUUCAUGGAGGAAAAGGAAACGCAGAGGGAGCACAAAAAAAACUUUGACGAGCUGGAUUUAUUUUUUGCCAGUAUCUCACAAACUGUACACAAAUUGCCACGUUCAUACCAAAUAAAAGUUAAAAGGGAGAUUUUAGACUGUGUGAGUUCAGCUGAGGAAGAAUGGGUAAUUCCUGGAGGCAAAGAUUUGACAUCAGUCCAUACUUCUCAGUCUCUCCGAGCACCACUCAACCGUCAACCAUCUCGCAGAGUAUCUUCGUACACCUUCCCGCCCUCUCGUUCUAUACUUCCGCCCGCCAAAACUUUGUACGAAGAAAGUACUUCCGAUUUUGAUUCUUAAAAAAUAUACUAUUGAGUUAUCUGAAUUAAUUCUUACCAAGUCCUAGUUAUAUUAUACAGUUACUCCAAUAUCUUAGAAACCAUCCAUCAAAAAGUGUACUUGCAGGUUCUUCAACUAAGGACUCUUCCGAUACAUUUCAUAUACUUUGGCAGUCAGUAAGGCAGUUAUGUGCCUGAUUUUUUUACACCACCUUGCAAUAUAUCUUAAACAAAUAGUAGCAAGUUAACAUGUUUCAACGUGAAGAAGUAGAGCUAUUUGCAAUUGGACCUUGUGUGUUUGUUUCUACUUGUCUGUUGUGUAUUCGACGUUUACAGAGACAUCCUGUUUACUACUGACUUGUUUCCAAACUUUGUUUUGAAGUUAAAUCGGCAAAGCGUGAUUUAUUUUUUACGCAAGAAACACCUCUUUACAUCAAGUUCCUAUUUCUAGAAUAGCCUGUUUUGCUGUUCCAUUAAAUUUGUAAGAAAAGUUCUGGGCUUAUGUUCAUUAAUACUACAAGUAAAUUGUACAAAUGUAAUGAAAGAUGAAUUCAAACUCU
Messenger RNA from Macrosteles quadrilineatus (aster leafhopper), 1224 nucleotides. RefSeq lists its product as uncharacterized. Gene Ontology annotation, molecular function: DNA binding. Lineage: Eukaryota; Metazoa; Arthropoda; Insecta; Hemiptera; Cicadellidae. The coding region runs from base 126 to 686 and encodes 186 amino acids. The transcript is spliced from 3 exons. The record is from RefSeq and is a predicted model, not a curated record.